AUGGUGAUACAUUGUGCAAAGGAAUGGUGGAAUGGUCGAGGUUGUUUCAUAGAUAUCUUCCGGAUCUUAUUGCUCGAUCCAUGCACAGGAGUUCCGUUGGGUGGCUUAGGCUCCGGGUCCAUUGGAACAGACUUCCGUGGGGCGUUCAACAAGUUCUCUAUCAUUCCAGGAAUAAAAGAGCAAAAUCAGCUGAAUAUCAAAGCCAAUCAAUUUAUAUUAACUGUUCGAAACUCCGUAAACUGUGUUGUUUUCCAAUCGAUACUGUCAGCGGCAGAUUUUUCAAAAACAACUUUAUCAUCUUGGUCGUCAUGCUUUAUAAAAAAUGAGAUUAGAUACCGUGGUCUCUUUCCCAGAGCUUGGAGAGAGUUCAAAGUUCCUGAUUUGGAUCUAACUAUCCUUCAACAUCAACUAUCUCCUGUCAUUCCUCACAAUUAUGAAGACUCAUCUUUACCUCUUUCUUUGUUUGAUUUUCUUGUCUUCAACAACUCUGAUGAAAAUUACAAAGUCUCGAUAACUUUCACAUUUCGAAACGGUACUGGUAACACUCAAUGGAACAAAGAAGGCUGCUGCAGAUCAGAAUAUUUAGAGAGCACUAAUGGAAACGGGAUCGCCAUCCAUCAUACUGUAAAGCAAAUGCCUGUCACUUAUGUAUUGGCUACAGAAAAAUCAGAGAAUCAUUCCAUCUCCAGAACCCAGUUCAAUGUGAAUGGAAAUGGUGCUGAGAUUUGGGAACAUCUUAAAGAUUAUGGAGCGUUAUACGAGAAUAAGCAAACAGUGGAGCGCGAACUGGGAAUCGCUAUCUGUAACUCUUUUGAAGUACAAGCAAAGAGUAGUGAAACUGUCACUUUCUCGCUGAUAUGGUAUAUGCCGGAAGUAACAUUUGGAUUGAAAGCACGCACUUACCGCAGGAGAUAUACUAGCUUUUACAAAGACAGAAAUGUCCUCUUGGAAAUAAUGGAGACGGGCUUCAAUAAGAAAAAUGAUUGGGUAAAGCAGAUUGAGAAUUGGCAGAACCCAAUUAUUGAUGAUGAAAAACUGCCUGAGUGGUACAGAAGUGCUCUGUUCAAUGAAUUAUACUUUGUAGUGGAUGGGUCUACCGUUUGGUUCGCUUAUGACAGCAAAUGGUCAGAUGGCGAACCAGAUAUGGGAUUGGCUACGAUUGAGCAUUUCAAGAAAUAUGGAAGAUAUGCCUACAUGGAAUCUUGGGAAUAUUUUAUGUUCACAACUUACGACGUACAUUUCUAUGCUUCCUGGGCUCUGCUGAAAAAUUGGCCUGCACUUGAAAUGGGAAUUCAGCUGGACUAUGGUGAUCAAAUUUACAGAUCGAGUGAUAAAACCGAAAAAUCAAUGUGCGAAGGACAAGCUAUGAAAGCCAAAAAAUAUGGUAGAACACCUCACGACUUGGGACAUCCAUUAGGAGAACCUUUCAUAGCAACCAAUGCAUAUCUUCUGCAUGAUACAGCCGAAUGGAGAGAUUUGAACCUGAAGUUUGUAGCUCUCUGUUGGAGAGAUUGGGAUAGCAUUUAUGAGAAGAUGGGUUACCCCAAGGAGAAGUCGAUUGAAGUUUUGAAAUUUUUCUAUGAACGUUCUAAGUUCAUUGUGGAGUCGGCUUUGGUGGAGUGGGAUUUGGAUAAAGAUGGAAUGAUCGAAAACAGUGGGACCGCUGAUCAAACUUACGAUGUCUGGACUAUGACUGGAACUAGCUCCUACUGUGGUUCUCUCUUCUUGUGUUCACUUUGGUGUUUAAUCCGAAUGGCCGAUAAAUUGGAACGGAGAGAAGAUUUAAGUAAAUACAUGGAUUAUUUAGAGAGAGCUAAGGCUGUUUUUAUUAAGAAGUUGUGGAACGGAAGGUAUUUCAAAUUCGAUGAGAAUCCUGAUAACUCGCGCUGUGUCAUGGCUGAUCAGCUUUGUGGCUUUUGGUUCCACCGAAUGCUAGCUGUUGACGAUUUGGUGGAAGAUCAAAUGAUUUCAUCGGCUCUUGACACCAUUUUCAAAUUGAAUGUUAUGUCCUUCGAUAAUGGACGCAUGGGUCCUGUGAACGGCAUAAGAGAUGACGGUGUUGAUGAUACUUCAUCCAUUCAAUCAGUCGAAGUCUGGACAGGUACUGCGUAUGCAUUGGCAUCUUUCAUGAUCGCUUCGAACAAGUUGGACCAAGGAUUUAAAACAGCGGAAGGUGUAUAUCAGUCGUGUUGGUAUAGAUUUGGUUUACAAUACCAAACCCCUGAGGCUAUAUAUAGAAACAAUUAUUACAGAGCAAUUGGCUACAUGAGGCCAUUAAGUAUAUGGAGUAUGCAAGAGAGUUUGGAAAAAAAGUUGUAA
Molecule: messenger RNA, 2319 nt
Organism: Auanema sp. JU1783
Lineage: Eukaryota; Metazoa; Nematoda; Chromadorea; Rhabditida; Rhabditidae
Source: the annotation of a GenBank genome assembly